GCCCAGUCGCUCCUCGGGUCUCCCGCGGGGCCGCCUCCGCCUCCUCCUCCCGAGACGGGCGUGGGGCACGGGGUCGCCGCCCGGCGGGGAGCUCAUCCGGCGGCGCAGACGCCCCGCGGCUCCGGGGAGGGACUUGGCCUGGGCCCCGGCCCCGGGCUCCUCCGGGGAGGAGCCGAGAGGCUGCAGCUGGCGGCGGCGGCGGCCCUGGGCGGGCGGGGGUCCCGGGAAGCGGCCAGGCCGGAGCCCCCCACUGCGCCGCAGCUGCUGGCCUGGCCGGAACCGAGCGCGCCCUCCCGGCCUCCGCCGCUUCCCUCUGCAAACCGCCGGCCGGAGGCGCCCUCCCUGAGCGGGCCCGGAGCCGCAGAGGCGUCGCGGGGCGCGGCCGAGGGGAGGAGGAAGGAGAGCGGAGCGCAGCCGGCCCGGGCCCAGCCGUGACUCGCGGGGCGGCGGCUCCGCCAAUCUGCGGGCGCUGACGCGGGGGGCGGCUCCGCGGCGCUCGAUAUCUGCCCGCCCGGGGCGCGGGGCGCCGAGAGGCUGGGCCAGGCGGGAGCUGCGCUCGGGGCGGCCGCUGCACCUGCCCCGGACCCCGCCGGCCGCUCCCGCGCCCACCCCUCCGCCCUUCGCCCUCCCAGUCCCGGGCUCCCGGGCGCGCGGUGAGAGCAGAGCCCGGCCCGGAGGAGCCGCCCCUUCCCCGCCCGCCCGCCUAGAGAGGAACGCGCUGAGGAUCGGGUCGCCUGCGGCCGCCGCCACCGCCCGGGCCCGUCGCGCCCCGGCCGGGAUGGACCCGCGCGCCCGAUGAGCCCCGCGCCGGCCGCUGCAACCGCCGAGCCUCCCCCUGCUGCGGCCCCCGCCGCCCCCCGCGCGCCCGGCUCCGCGGACCAGGACUCCUGCGCUUCCCGGCUGAGGGCGCGGCCGCUCCGGAGAGGCCGAGCGGUGACGGCCCCGAGAUGGCGCGGGGACCCAGCGCUUUGGCCGCGGGCGCCCUGCACGCGGUCCGAGCCCGGGCACAGCCCCGGAGCUGGUAGCCGUCCGGCGCCGAUGGACCUUGACCCGCGAGGCGGCGCCGCGCUCGUGCCCAGCCGCAGCUAGAGGGGCGCCAGGGGAACGCGCUCCAGGCCCGGGCCGGCCGCGCGGCCAUGAAGAUGAUCCUGGUGCGCCGGUUCCGCGUGCUCAUCCUCAUGGUCUUCCUGGUGGCCUGCGCGCUGCACAUCGCCCUGGACCUGCUGCCCCGGCUGGAGCGGCGCGGCGCGCGGCCCUCGGGGGAGCCCGGCUGUUCGUGCGCGCAGCCCGCCGCCGAGGUGGCCGCGCCCGGCUGGGCCCAGGUUCGGGGCCGCCCCGGGGAGCCCCCGGCCGCCUCCUCCGCCGCCGCCGACGCGGGCUGGCCCAACAAGCACACGCUCCGCAUCCUGCAGGACUUCAGCUCCGACCCCUCCUCCAACCUCUCGUCCCACUCGCUGGAGAAACUGCCGCCCGCGGCGGAGCCGGCCGAGCGCGCCUUGCGGGGGCGGGACCCCGGCGCCCGGAGACCCCACGACCCCGCGCACCGGCCGCUGCUGCGAGACCCCGGCCCGCGUCAGUCCAAGCCGCCGCCCGGCCCCGGCGGAGACGCCUCCCUCCUGGCCAGGCUGUUCGAGCACCCGCUUUACCGGGUGGCGGUUCCACCGCUCACGGAGGACGACGUCCUGUUCAAUGUGAACAGCGACAGCAGGCUCAGCCCCAAAGCGGUGGAAAGCCCGGACUGGCCGCGUGUGGGUGCUGAAGGUGCAGAAUUCCUCUCCACCGGGGAGGCAGCCGUGGACUCCUAUCCCAACUGGCUCAAGUUCCACAUUGGCAUCAACCGGUACGAGCUGUACUCCAGACACAACCCAGCCAUCGAGGCCCUGCUGCACGACCUCAGCUCCCAGAGGAUCACCAGCGUGGCCAUGAAGUCGGGGGGCACGCAGCUGAAGCUCAUCAUGACCUUCCAGAAUUACGGGCAAGCGCUGUUCAAACCCAUGAAACAAACGAGGGAGCAGGAGACGCCCCCUGACUUUUUUUAUUUCUCUGACUACGAGAGGCACAACGCGGAGAUUGCAGCCUUCCACCUGGACAGGAUCCUGGACUUCCGCCGGGUUCCUCCCGUGGCCGGCAGGAUGGUCAACAUGACCAAGGAGAUCCGGGAUGUCACGCGGGACAAGAAGCUCUGGAGGACCUUCUUCAUCUCUCCAGCCAACAACAUCUGCUUCUACGGCGAGUGCUCCUACUACUGCUCCACGGAGCACGCCCUGUGCGGGAAGCCGGACCAGAUCGAGGGCUCGCUGGCAGCCUUCCUGCCCGACCUGUCCCUGGCCAAGAGGAAGACCUGGCGGAACCCUUGGCGGCGCUCCUACCACAAGCGCAAGAAGGCCGAGUGGGAGGUGGACCCUGACUACUGCGAGGAGGUGAAGCAGACACCGCCCUACGACAGCAGCCACCGCAUCCUGGACGUCAUGGACAUGACAAUCUUCGACUUCCUCAUGGGAAACAUGGACCGUCACCACUACGAGACGUUUGAGAAGUUUGGGAACGAAACAUUCAUCAUCCACUUAGACAAUGGAAGAGGGUGAGCCUGUCCUUGCCCUGCACACCCGGGGAAGGGCCAGCCGCCUCCUGGCCCAGCUACCUGCAGCCCAGCUGAGACCCCGGGAAGUGGGGGAAUAGACCCUCCAGUGGAGGGAUGGGAAUGCCACAAAGGCCCAUCUUGGAGCCAGAUGCAGGGGGUAUCCCCAGGCCCCAACCAGGACAGAGGGCUGCCCCAGGAGCGGGACCUCCGAGGCACAGGAACGCUGCAAACCAAGUCCUAGCAGACCUGGUGUUACCUGGGAAACAGGCUGGGAGAGGCUGCUGGUAGGAAGAGCAGGACCGUGCAGAAUAGACGGGCCUCUGCCCGCAUGCGGGACCCGGAGCCAGCCUACCGGGGAUAGACGGCCUCUGCGUCCCACCUGCGAUUGCUGCUGGCCUGCCACGGGUGGUCUUGGGCGGCACGAUGAGACCCUGGUGACCAGGGAGGGUGACCCCUGAUAAACAAAGCACGAGGCGAGUAAUUCGGGCAGGAGGACGUCCAUUCCCAGGCUCGGAGGCCUCAGAGAGAUGGGCGGUGGGCCCCAAUAGCUUGUGUGUGUGGCUGUAAAGACGGCUCCAUGGCUAAGCUGUGGGCUGACGCUCCCUGGAGCCAUCUCAACUCGGCUGCCUGGGGCCCUUCCCCAGGCCAGAGGCCAGGACCCCACAUACAGGGCUGGGGACAAGCGGGGG
Messenger RNA from Piliocolobus tephrosceles (Ugandan red Colobus), 3270 nucleotides. RefSeq names its product FAM20C golgi associated secretory pathway kinase (gene FAM20C). Gene Ontology annotation, cellular component: Golgi apparatus. NCBI's taxonomy places the organism in Eukaryota, Metazoa, Chordata, Mammalia, Primates, Cercopithecidae. Gene Ontology annotation, biological process: protein phosphorylation; enamel mineralization. The record is from RefSeq and is a predicted model, not a curated record. Gene Ontology annotation, molecular function: protein serine/threonine kinase activity. Bases 1137 to 2585 code for a protein of 482 amino acids. The transcript is spliced from 8 exons.